Molecule: messenger RNA, 3667 nt
Organism: Galeopterus variegatus (Sunda flying lemur)
Lineage: Eukaryota; Metazoa; Chordata; Mammalia; Dermoptera; Cynocephalidae
Gene: GRIN1
Product: glutamate receptor, ionotropic, N-methyl D-aspartate 1
Exons: 20
Coding region: 46-2970 (974 amino acids)
Biological process (GO): ionotropic glutamate receptor signaling pathway; monoatomic ion transport; chemical synaptic transmission
Cellular component (GO): NMDA selective glutamate receptor complex; synapse; plasma membrane
Molecular function (GO): NMDA glutamate receptor activity
Source: RefSeq, a predicted model, not a curated record
CCGCGCGCGCGCCGCCCGGAGCCAGGCCUGCCGCGGCCCGAGCCCAUGAGCACCAUGCACCUGCUGACGCUCGCCCUGCUCGUCUCCUGCUCCUUCGCCCGCGCCGCCUGCGACCCCAAGAUCGUCAACAUCGGCGCGGUGCUGAGCACGCGCAAGCACGAGCAGAUGUUCCGCGAGGCCGUGAACCAGGCCAACAAGCGGCACGGCUCCUGGAAGAUCCAGCUCAACGCCACGUCUGUCACCCACAAGCCCAACGCCAUCCAGAUGGCCCUGUCGGUGUGCGAGGACCUCAUCUCCAGCCAGGUCUACGCCAUCCUAGUUAGCCAUCCACCUACCCCCAACGACCACUUCACUCCCACCCCCGUCUCCUACACAGCCGGCUUCUACCGCAUUCCCGUCCUGGGGCUGACCACCCGCAUGUCCAUCUACUCAGACAAGAGCAUCCACCUGAGCUUCCUGCGCACCGUGCCGCCCUACUCCCACCAGUCGAGCGUCUGGUUCGAGAUGAUGCGCGUCUACAGCUGGAACCACGUCAUCCUGCUGGUCAGCGACGACCACGAGGGCCGGGCGGCGCAGAAGCGCCUGGAGACGCUGCUGGAGGAGCGAGAGUCCAAGAGUAAAAAAAGGAACUAUGAAAACCUCGACCAACUGUCCUAUGACAACAAGCGCGGACCCAAGGCUGAGAAGGUGCUGCAGUUCGACCCAGGAACCAAGAAUGUGACGGCCCUGCUGAUGGAGGCGCGAGAACUGGAGGCCCGGGUCAUCAUCCUCUCCGCUAGCGAGGACGAUGCGGCCACCGUGUACCGCGCAGCCGCGAUGCUGAACAUGACGGGCUCGGGGUACGUGUGGCUGGUGGGGGAGCGCGAGAUCUCGGGGAACGCCCUGCGCUACGCCCCGGACGGCAUCAUCGGGCUGCAGCUCAUCAACGGCAAGAACGAGUCCGCCCACAUCAGCGACGCCGUGGGCGUGGUGGCCCAGGCGGUGCACGAGCUCCUGGAGAAGGAGAACAUCACAGACCCGCCGCGGGGCUGCGUGGGCAACACCAACAUCUGGAAGACGGGGCCGCUCUUCAAGAGAGUGCUGAUGUCUUCCAAGUACGCAGACGGGGUGACCGGUCGCGUGGAGUUCAACGAGGAUGGGGACCGGAAGUUUGCCAACUACAGCAUCAUGAACCUGCAGAACCGCAAGCUGGUGCAAGUGGGCAUCUACAAUGGUACCCAUGUCAUCCCUAAUGACAGGAAGAUCAUCUGGCCAGGUGGAGAAACAGAGAAGCCUCGAGGGUACCAGAUGUCCACCAGACUAAAGAUCGUGACAAUCCACCAGGAGCCCUUCGUGUACGUCAAGCCCACGCUGAGCGACGGGACGUGCAAGGAAGAGUUCACGGUCAAUGGCGACCCCGUCAAGAAGGUGAUCUGCACUGGGCCCAACGACACAUCGCCGGGCAGCCGUGAGUGCCGCAUGGGGGCGCGGGGGCAGGACGGAAGCAGGGGCAGCGAGCCUGGAGCCCAUCGUUUACCGUGUUCACGCCCCCGGCCCCCAGCACGCCACACAGUCCCUCAGUGCUGCUACGGUUUCUGCAUCGACUUGCUUAUCAAGCUGGCGCGGACCAUGAACUUCACCUAUGAGGUGCACCUGGUGGCCGACGGCAAGUUCGGCACGCAGGAGCGGGUGAAUAACAGCAACAAGAAGGAGUGGAACGGGAUGAUGGGCGAGCUGCUCAGCGGGCAGGCGGACAUGAUCGUGGCGCCGCUGACCAUCAACAACGAGCGCGCGCAGUACAUCGAGUUCUCCAAGCCCUUCAAGUACCAGGGCCUGACCAUCCUGGUCAAGAAGGAGAUCCCGCGGAGCACUCUGGACUCGUUCAUGCAGCCCUUCCAGAGCACGCUGUGGCUGCUGGUGGGGCUGUCGGUGCACGUGGUGGCCGUGAUGCUGUACCUGCUGGACCGCUUCAGCCCCUUCGGCCGGUUCAAGGUGAACAGCGAGGAGGAGGAAGAGGACGCGCUGACCCUGUCCUCGGCCAUGUGGUUCUCCUGGGGCGUCCUGCUCAACUCGGGCAUCGGGGAAGGCGCCCCCCGAAGCUUCUCGGCCCGCAUCCUGGGCAUGGUGUGGGCCGGCUUCGCCAUGAUCAUCGUGGCCUCCUACACCGCCAACCUGGCGGCCUUCCUGGUGCUGGACCGGCCCGAGGAGCGCAUCACGGGCAUCAACGACCCGCGGCUGAGGAACCCGUCGGACAAGUUCAUCUACGCGACGGUGAAGCAGAGCUCGGUGGACAUCUACUUCCGGCGGCAGGUGGAGCUCAGCACCAUGUACCGGCACAUGGAGAAGCACAACUACGAAAGCGCGGCCGAGGCCAUCCAGGCCGUGCGCGACAACAAGCUGCACGCCUUCAUCUGGGACUCGGCGGUGCUGGAGUUUGAGGCCUCGCAGAAGUGUGACCUGGUGACCACGGGCGAGCUGUUCUUCCGCUCGGGCUUUGGCAUCGGCAUGCGCAAGGACAGCCCCUGGAAGCAGAACGUGUCCCUGUCCAUCCUCAAGUCCCAUGAGAAUGGCUUCAUGGAAGACCUGGACAAGACGUGGGUUCGGUAUCAGGAGUGUGACUCACGCAGCAACGCUCCUGCGACCCUCACCUUCGAGAACAUGGCAGGGGUCUUCAUGCUGGUGGCUGGGGGCAUCGUGGCUGGGAUCUUCUUGAUUUUCAUCGAGAUCGCCUACAAGCGGCACAAGGACGCUCGCAGGAAGCAGAUGCAGCUGGCCUUUGCAGCGGUGAACGUGUGGAGGAAGAACCUGCAGGAUAGAAAGAGUGGUAGAGCAGAGCCCGACCCUAAAAAGAAAGCCACAUUUAGGGCUAUCACCUCCACCCUGGCUUCCAGCUUCAAGAGACGUAGGUCCUCCAAAGACACGCAGUACCAUCCCACUGAUAUCACGGGCCCGCUCAACCUCUCAGAUCCCUCGGUCAGCACCGUGGUGUGAGGCCCCCGGAGGCGCCCACCCGCCCAGUUAGCCCGGCCAAGGGCACUGAUGGGUCCUGCUGCUCGGGAAGGCCUGAGGGAAGCCCACCCGCCCAGAGACUGCCCACCCUGGGCCUCCCAUCCGCCCACCCCGCUGCCUGGCGGGCGGCUUCUGCUGGACCAAGGUGUGGACCGGAGCGGCUGAGGAUGGGCCAGAGCUGAGCCGGCUGGGCAGGGCCCUGGGGUCUCCGAGCAGUGGGGAGAGGAGGCUAAAUGGCCCCGGCCUCCCCCCAGCCGUAGCGGGGCCCGCGGCCCCCGCUGCCCGGGUCGCCCCUCCUUCAGCGCCCGCCUCCCUCUGCAGCCCGCGCCCCACCACUCUCCUCUUCCUGCUGCACCUCCCACCCGAGCCCCUUCCCCACGGUGGCCCUUGGCUCGCGGCUGCCUCGGGCCUCCUCCUCCAGACUCCAAAGGGCCGAACCUGACGCUGGCUCGGGACUGUCCUCAACCGUGCCCUGCACCUUGAGCGCUACCCGCUCGCCCUCCCCUACGCUCCUGGCGUGUGACCCGCCAGCCACCUUGUACAGGGCCAGUCCUCCCGGUACCCGAGCACGCGCUUUCCCCGUGCAGCCCGCGCGCUGCUCCUCCGCCCGGGGACCCCGGCGCGCAACGCCCCCCCACCCCGUGUGUGCAGUGGUGAUGCCUAAAGGAAUGUCACGAAA